Pieris macdunnoughi is the source of this 543-nucleotide messenger RNA. The record is from the annotation of a GenBank genome assembly. Lineage: Eukaryota; Metazoa; Arthropoda; Insecta; Lepidoptera; Pieridae.
AUGCUCCUCCAAAACCUCGGUGAUAUACCGGUGGGCAGUCAGAGACCCCUGGCCGCGACCAUCUCCAGCUCUGGAGACGCACACGAGGUCUGUCUUGCCGUCGAUAGAAAUACCGCCCUAGAAAAUGCAGGAUCCUCCUCCAUACCCGACGGUUUCCACGGUGCAGGCUGGUGUGAAACGCUCCCCUCGCCGCCUGUAGACUCUCUUACGCAUGUUGUUGGUGUACAGGCACACUCGGGUUUCGUCGGAGAACAGAACAUUCCUCCACUGGUCGAAUGUCCACGGCAGACUUCUUCUGAUAGUAGAGACGCUGUCAGCUGUCCUUCGAGUAGCUCAAAGCCGCUGCUGCAGCUCCACAGCGUUGAAGAAGCGGUUCCGCAAAGACGUCGACACAAUGGAGCGAUCACCUCUGACGGUAGUGCAGCGACGUCUCCCGGAUCCAUGUCUCCUGAUGUAACCUCCAGUCUCUUGGAACCGUUGGUAUACCCGUUGCAUUCGAAAUCGGCUGAUUUUCAGUUGCCGAGCAACUUCAACCUGCCGUAG